Lineus longissimus is the source of this 5340-nucleotide messenger RNA. RefSeq names its product receptor-type tyrosine-protein phosphatase T-like. The transcript is spliced from 34 exons. Gene Ontology annotation, molecular function: protein binding; protein tyrosine phosphatase activity. The record is from RefSeq and is a predicted model, not a curated record. Lineage: Eukaryota; Metazoa; Nemertea; Pilidiophora; Heteronemertea; Lineidae. Gene Ontology annotation, biological process: protein dephosphorylation. The coding region runs from base 51 to 4685 and encodes 1544 amino acids.
CAGAGAGCCUAGCGAAUUUCAGCAGACGCAGAAACUAACGGGCAGACGACAUGGAGCGGAUUAUCGUCUGCCUGGCAUUUCUAAUCGGCAGCAUGAUGAUUACAAUUACGGCAGACGCUUGCCCAAUCAACACUACAUUCGGUGAUAGUUGUGAUUACCAGUGUCACUGUGCCGGCAACGUCCCCUGUAACCCAGUGAACGGAUCCUGCCCUAACGGAUGUGCCGAUGGCUGGGAAGGCGAGUAUUGUCAGCGAGGGAAUGCUGCCACAGGAAAGUCUUCAGACGCAAGUCAGAGUUCGACCAAUGGAAUGUAUUCUGCCUCACGAGCCCUUGAUGGGAGAUUUGACCAAAACUUUCCCAGCUGCAGUCAUACACAAGAAGAAAAACAACCUUGGUGGCAGGUGGAUCUAGGAAAGGACUACGUCGUCUUCGCGGUUAGAAUAUGGAACGUUCGUCAUGUUGAUGGAGACAAUGUAUCCAAGUGUAAGAAAAGCGAUAAAGGCACCGAAUACAGAGGAACAAUCAGCACAACAAUACGUCAUUACAAUUGUAAGGACUGGUCACUUCAGACCAACCACAGACCGCCGCCAUCUGCUAACUAUUGCCGGAACCCAUCAAAUGAAGCAAGACCUUGGUGUUAUACUAGUAAUGGCCCAAGUGAGGGAUGGGACUGGUGCAAUAUUCCAAAGUGUGAAGAAAGGCUGAGCAACUUUAAGAUCAGUUUGGAUAAUCACGGUUGUCACCACUUUACUGGGAUAGUAGCGAAUGGUGGAUCGCCAGAAAUAAGGUGUGACAGCCCUGUCGUCGGGAGACACCUGAAAAUCCAACUCCUCGUUUCAACAUUCCUCACCUUGUGUGAAGUGAGCGUAGCAGCUUUCCAGUAUAGAGCAUGCCAAACCAAGCAUUAUGGCCCUAACUGUAACAACCGAUGCCAGUGUGCCAAUGAUGACAAGUGCGACGACAAAACAGGAGGAUGUCCUAUCGGAAUAUGUAACGACCGCUUCACGGGACCUUACUGCAACAUCGAAAUACCAACAUGCUCUGAGCAUAGUGCAGCCACGCCAACUUCCAUCAGUAUCCAGUGGCCGUAUAUUAGACCCCACGACAGUCCCUACGACGCGGUUACCGAACUCAAAUACCAUGUGGUUUACAAACAACUUUCCUCGGGAACCACGACUCUAGACAUCAAAGAAUUUCCCGCUGGCAAAGGAACGAUGAACGCCAACUUGACGGGUCUGCAACCGUCGACAGCGUACAAUAUCGGUCUUAAAAUUAAGUAUUCUUUCACUGGGAGGACAUUUGGAAGUUCGACCGGCCCCAAGACGACCCUUCAAACAGGUUCUUGUCAAGACCACAUGAUUUCACCAAACGUAACAGUGGAGGCCAAUACAAUUGACAUGGGUAAAUCCUUCCCCUUUAGAGCGCGCCUAUCUAUAAAGAUGGAGGUUACUGGAAUGCUUGCCGAUUGCAUUAGGUGGUUAGAUAUCUACUACAAGGCCACACGUGGUACAAGGUUUAAGCGAAUACGAAAGGCUGAUCCAAUUUACACGAUAGAAACUCUGUCCCCUUAUACGGAGUAUGAAGUCAAUCCGAGUGUAGUGAGUCCUGAUGGUAAAGUGAGGAACGGUACAAGCAUCAAAAUAAUAACAGCAGAAGAUAUUCCGCUGGCACCGAGUGUCAGAAAAUCCGGGGCAAGCCCGACUUCAAUAUCAGUGACAGUGGUCCCACCAAAUCCAUCUUACGGUGUCAUCACUCAGUACAUCCUCGAAAUGAGCGAACAGUGGACAGAUGGUGUGAAAAAAAGUACUGAUUUGCAACCAACCGAUCCUUCUUACACGUUUAAGAACUUGGCUUUAAAAGCUACCUACGGCUUCCGAGCCAAGGCUAGCACAUCAAAGGGGGAUGGAGCCUGGAGUGAAGCAAUAAAAAUCAUCACCGAAGAAAGCAUUCCUGGCCCACCUGAUACCCUAGAAGUUACAGAACAAACGACCAGCAGCUUGAAGGUGGUCUGGACCCAGCCCAAAUACCAAAGUGGAAUUCUUUUAGACUAUAAGGUGACAUGCACUCCGUUAUUUUCCUACGACGAGAAGGUCAACCGGGACAUGGCGGCUUACACUAAAGAGUCUAACCCCGGUCCUUCUGUGAACGAGCUGGAAGUUUCUGGCCUCCAGCCAGCCACGGAAUACAACUGUAGUGUUGCGGCACAGACAUCCAUGGGAUAUGGACCAUGUGUUUGGCUUAGGAACUGGACCAAGCCAGAAGAGGCUAAAGUCCCAGCGAAUCUCUUCGUAAGCGUCUCUCCUGAUAAAACUACCGAUACAACUAUCACUGUUUACAUAACUGAAAUGCCAGAUAUGCUAGAAACAGGUACAGUUAGUAAAUUGUAUAUUGCUGUUGAGAAAGUCGGCGGAGGUCGCAGGAAGAGGUCGAUACCACUGCGAGAAGAUGAGCAUAACCGGCUUAUCGAUCAUGAUACCGCGAAGGAGAAAGGCUACACUAGUUACAUUGCAGCCGAACUUGCCGCGGACUUCAGUGGUCCAUUCGUUAUCGGAGAUGGCAAGACGUAUGGUAGUUACUACAACGCCCCACUAGAGAAGGGACAGUCAUAUGAUGUCAUCUUUGGGAUGGCGUUCACAGUUGGUGAAAUGUCAACUGUUGCUUACCGGAGAUAUGGGAGGCCUAUCAAGGUUGAAAGCAAGUCAAAUAUAGGCAAAGUAGCUGGACUGGCUGUUGGUAUCCUGGUUGCACUGGCAGCUCUCAUUGUUCUUGCUGUUAUUAUUUACAGAAGGAAGUCCCAUGGAAAGAAACAGCGAGAGAGCAAACCAUUCGACGAAGAUGUUCAAGGCAUCAUGAAAACGAAAGGAGAUCAUGAAAUGGACAAUCUCGAUUUAGCUGCCGAGCCAGGACCUAGCACGGCUGGAGAGGUUGACUCUGAAGGUCAAGAACACUCCAUGCCUAUAUCAGGCCUGAUUGGGUACGUGAAGGCAAUCCGAGGAGAAAGGGCUGCAGAAUUCACUGGGGAGUUUGAGUCGCUGCCAAAGAAUAUGGUGAAAUCUGUCGAGCAAGCCAAGGAAGAAGCCAACCUGCCGUUAAAUCGCUAUAAGAACAUUUUAGCAUAUGACCAUAGCCGUGUUGUCCUCCAACCCGUCGGCAGCCAGAUAUCAGACUACAUUAAUGCAAGCUUCAUCCAUGGUUACCAAGGAGAGAACGCCUUCAUUGCUUCACAGGGGCCAAUUCCCACGACGAUACCAGCGAUGUGGCGCAUGAUAUGGCAGGAACGUUGUGCGACCGUUGUGAUGCUCACACACUUUAAAGAAAUGGGAAAGCCGAAGUGCGACCAAUACUGGCCGGACCAGGGAAGGACGACCUACGGCCCAUUUACUGUGCAGCUGGCGGAAGAAUACAAAUACACAGACUAUGUGAAGCGGAUCCUCACUGUUACUUUGAAUGAGGAGGUACACACUGUGAAGCACUUCCAUUUCACCUCCUGGCCUGAUCAUGGCGUCCCAAAGUUCGCCUGCUCCAUGCUAAACUUCAGACGACAAGUGUUUCAGGAGACUGAAUAUGGGAAGGCGCCCAUAUUGGUACACUGCAGUGCUGGGGCAGGCCGGACUGGGACCUUCAUCGGUAUCGACUACCUGAUCCGCCAAGGAAAGGCUGAGAAGAAAGUCAAUUUCUACGAGUGUGUCCUCAAAAUGAGAGAGCAGAGACCGAACAUGGUACAGAACGUGGGUCAGUACGCGCACGUACACGACGCCAUUUUGGAGUUCUUCAAGGUCGGGAUCACCUACAUCCAGAGCGCCUUUUACCCCGAGGCAUACUGCAAUCUCAUCAAGCCCCUUCCAGAGCAAGCAACGUGUAGGUUGCAGCAACAGUACUCGAUCAUGAAAAUUUUCACAGACGCCAUAGUCCCUUCAGAUAAAGCUAUCUGCCAUAGUAGCAAGAACCGGAAUCAGUACAUUGUACCAGAUGAUAUGUCUCGGGUCGUGCUCUCUCUCCCUGUGAGUGGUUGGGAUGAUUAUGUCAAUGCAGUGUAUGCCACGGGUUACGGUGAACGGGACACCUACAUCAUCACCCAGAUGCCCCUGCCGGAGACAAUGAAGGACAUCUGGCGGAUCGUGCAUGAUACGGGAAUCUCCACUAUUGUCAUGAUGAACGUGGUCGACUCUGAGCUUGCUCCAGAUUAUUGCCCGGUGGAAAGAGAGCGCCUGGAGCUCGGGCCGCUGGUCGUAGAGGGUCUGGCCACUUCCACCUCAAACAGUGAUAUCGUUUCGAGGGAUUUCAGAAUAUCAAUGAUGGAGAGUAAAGGGGAUAAAGGCGACAUGUCGGGUCGACUGGUCCGGCACUUUCAGUUACAAAACUGGCCCGAUGGUCAGCCGACUCCAUCCUCCCCGGAGUCGAUUGUGGAGCUGUUACAAAUGGUGGAAAAGUGGCUACAAAAGGUCGAGAACAAGACGAUACUUGUGCAGUGCUUGGACGGUGCUUCCCAGAGUGGUGUCUUCUGCGCGGCGCAUUCCGUCAUAGAGAAGGUCAAGGUCGACCAUGAGGUGGAUGUUUUCCAGUAUCUCCGUCUGCUCAGGUCAAACAGACCACAACUCGUCAACACUUACGAGCAAUACAAGUUCAUCCACGAAGUUGUCCUUGAGUAUCUGAAGGGAUUUGAAACCUACGCGAACUUCCUAUAGGUUUUGGAAGUUUAUUUUCAGUGCAAGUGCUGUCGUUGGGCUUGCUUUUAACAAAAGCGGAAGGUCCCGUAUCAGCUAUCGAAAAGGAGGGCACCUUUUUCAAGGAGAAGAGUGUCUGCAGUGUCCGGGCCUACAGUGUUGUAAACUGGAUUUACAGCUAGCUGUUGAGUUAGUGCAGCAUGGCGCUUCAGAGGGCACUACAUGAUGCAUACAUGGCAAAGUAAAACCUCCACAAGAAGACAACUACAUUUAUUCAAGAAUGUAGCAUUUCUAUUGAACUCUUCAAUCAACACAGCAUUUAUCAGGUGCUACUGUAUGUAAGGUAUGAACUGACCACGUCAUUGACUAUAUCCAGUUGGAUGAAAACACAUGCUUCCUAGUCACAUACAACACUCAAGUUGAACAGGUUGACUCUUGGACUCACGAGGCAGUCCAUUUCGACAUCCUUUUUUUCAUACCCGGCCUUCUCAUGGGGAUGAGGCCGGUCCGCUGCGUCUAGAGUGUAGGUGUAGUUGACUCUACGGUGGCACAUACAUGGCAUAAAAAACAUGCACAUUUCAUAUUUUGUAUUCUAAUUUAUUCAAGGUCGUGCAAUAUUUGAGAAUUUACUCGCAUUAUAAUCAUGAUAUACAGACAUACAACUUAUCAAUAAAUU